Acanthoscelides obtectus is the source of this 2962-nucleotide messenger RNA. The record is from the annotation of a GenBank genome assembly. NCBI's taxonomy places the organism in Eukaryota, Metazoa, Arthropoda, Insecta, Coleoptera, Chrysomelidae.
AUUAAUAAUAUGCUCAUUUAUGAGUGGAGUGUUAUCAAAGCAACCUGACCUUUGACAUUGUAUAUCAAGUGUAUAUAAAGAGCUGAAUUCUAAUUUUAAUUCAGUCUUAUCAUUAACCUGUGGUCUAUACUUGUAACAUUUGCACUGCUUGUGAAAAGUUUUGUGCAAGGGAUUGCAGUGAGUUGUGCAGCAAGUUUGAAUUCUUUUCGGACUGUUUUGUGUAUUGUUAAAACAUAUAUAAAUGCAGUCCUCGAGGGCAGAGAAUAUGUCCAUUGUUGAGAAGUUCAGAAUAAAUCCUAUUUAUUAUUCUGACUACUCUGAUACUAACUAAGCAUUAUUUGUAUUUCGUUUUAUCGCCUAAUACGAAUUACCAAUUUGAUAUUUGAGAGGAAAGACUAAAGAAACUUUGAAGACUGAUUUGAAAAUUGUAUUUUGAAAAAUGGAUAUCACUUCUUAUCAUCCCAUACUCAAAGCCUUUUUGGCAGGAUCAUUUUCUGGAACAUUCUCAACUAUUUUAUUCCAGCCUUUGGAUUUGGUGAAAACCAGGCUACAGAACACUUCAUCCACAGUCAUCAGCCGCCAUGGGACCGUCAGCAUGGUUUCAACCCUUACAAAUAUUCUACAACAAGAGCAUAUCACUGGAUUAUGGAGGGGUAUGGUUCCUUCUCUCACAAGAUGUGUACCAGGCGUAGGCCUAUACUUUUGCUUUUUGGACUCCAUCAAGUCAAACUACUUUCAAAAUAGGACCCCGACGGCGUUAGAAUCGGUUGCUAUGGGUGUGACAGCCAGAUGUCUGAGCAGCGCUGCUUUGAUACCAGUCACAGUCGUCAAAACUAGAGUUGAAAGCGGAGUUUACUCCUACAACGGAGUUCUAUCAGCUUUAAGAGAAAUCUAUCGAGCAGAAGGUGUCAAGGGUAUGACUUGUGGACUUUUGCCGACUUUGUUUAGAGAUGCACCCUUUUCUGGACUCUAUUUGAUGUUCUACACUCAGACUAAGACGAUCAUUCCACAAGAUCUUCUGAACUCUCCAUAUUCUUCUCCAGUUCACUUCACGUGCGGCAUAACAGCUGGAAUCCUGGCCUCGAUUGUGACUCAACCAGCUGACGUGUUGAAAACCAAAAUGCAGUUGUACCCAAAAAAAUUCAACGGCGUUUGGGCGGUUGUGGUUUACGUCCACAAUGAACAUGGCGUCCAAGGAUACUUCAAAGGUCUUCUACCUAGGAUGUUAAGGCGUACUUUGAUGGCUGCGAUGGCCUGGACGGUGUACGAGCAGAUAUCCAGGAAGAUUGGAUUGAAGUAAGCAGAAUUUGAAAGCUUGGUUACCAAGAGACAUCAACAUGGUUCAAGAGCUAGCUUCACAAAGAUUCUCACUUUGUCGAAGUUAGCUAUUAAUGUUGUAUCUGAAAGGGGAUACAUUGAAAUCGGCUCAAUUUACAAUAUUUUAUUUGUUACGGCAUCCUGAAGAAAAGUCUCCAAGGGCACAAAUUUCGAUGAUGGACGGUCGAAGCUCAACAUUCCUGCGGUCUGCAGUUUGCCAGUUUUGGUCUACCAAACAAGCCUUAAAAUGAACAAAUCUUGAAAUGUUUCAAUUUAGCUUUUUGAUAGCCUCAAAAAUGAUAAUUUUUAACCGAGUUUUUAAGCAUUAAGUAUGUCCAUUUUCAGCGUUUUUCAGACACUAACGCUUAUAAUUCGGAUUAAGAACAUUUUUUGUUCAGAAUGAUCCAAAAAAACUGGAAAAUUUAUGCUGGCCGAAGCUUUUUUUCUAUGGUUCGUUUAAAAAAAAAUGAACAAAUUACCCAGCUCAAAAAAUAUUUCUGUUUGUGUACCGUAAGGCAGAAAUCUGGGUCACCUACUAUUUAUUUUAUACAUUGAUUACAUUUGUGAUAUUUAAAGAAAUUUUUAACCUUAUUUAGUAGGCCAGAACUUGUACAAUUUUUGCAAAAACAUUUUAUCAAGCUGUUUGCAAGAAGUAAAUUUUGGAAAGCUAGAAUUGGUGCUUUUAUGAACGUUUAGACAAAAUGAUCAAAUAUGAAAUUAAAAAUUCAGAAAUGAAAAAGAUAGUUGAUAAAAUGAGAAUGAGAUGUUACCUAGUAUGAUCAUUAAGUUUUAAGCUAUUUUAUAUUUUGUCCAUACAGCAGCUAUUUGAAGAAUUCAUCGAGUUUUUUAUUGUCCCAAAAGGAUGAUUCUUAGUGUUAUUGAUUUUCUAAUUGUGUACAUUUUCUUCAAAUAAAUGCUUUACUGCGAAUGCCUCACUAUAGUUCUUUUAGGCUUUGUGUUGGGAUAUGAUGUUUGUUAUAGUGAUGUAGAACAGUAUUCUAUUAUCUAUAUAUUGUUAUUUAUUUAUAAAUCUGUGAUUAUAAAAUAUUGUUUUCAUUACUUUGUUUCAUUUCUGUCUCUUCGGACUCCUUCUUGUCUCAAGACUUUCAAAAAAAUAUAGAUUUCUCAAAAUAAGGGUACCCAAAUUUCAAACAGUAGAGACUGAUGGUGUGAGGUCUGCAGAGAGGAAGAUACUGAUAGGAGCCCUACAAGGUUCUGUCCAAGGCCCCAUACUCUUCCCCAUCUAUAUUAAUUAUCUCCCAAAUGAUAAUGUUUGUAGAUGACACAUCAGUAUCUCUUGCAGCUAGCUCUCCGAUGAAAAUACAACAGCAAACAGAUGCUGAAUUGGAAAAAGCCAAAAUCUGGUUUUAUUCCAACAAGUUUUAAAAUAAACAAAUCUUGAAAUGCUCUUCAAGAUCUUGUAGAGGAAGCUUUUACCUUCAAAUUAGCUGCAUGAUAACCUCAAAAAUAAUGAUUUUUAACUGAGUUUUUAAGCAUUAAGUAUGCCCAUUUUCAGCGUUUUUCAGACACCAAAUCGCUUAUAAUUUGGAAAAGGCAACAACUUUGUAAAAGGGUUACUAAGAACCCUUUUCAUCCAGAAUGAGCCUAAAAAUCUUAAAAAUUUGUGCGGGCCGAAACACUUUUU